Messenger RNA from Enterobius vermicularis (human pinworm), 161 nucleotides. The record is from the annotation of a GenBank genome assembly. Lineage: Eukaryota; Metazoa; Nematoda; Chromadorea; Rhabditida; Oxyuridae.
AUGAUUAUCCUAUUAUCACAAGAAUCUUACAGAGUUCGUGAAGCACCAAAACCAGGCGCUGCAACAAAUCCGAGCAAACGGCAUCGCGAACGCUUAAACGAAGAGUUGGAGACUGUUGCAGCGUUAUUGCCGUUCGAAGAAAGUGUUAUUUCACGGUAAAU